AUGGUACCUAGUCCCACAGUACCUAGUCCCAUGGUAUCUAGUCCCACAGUACCUACUCCCACAGUAAAUAGUCCCAUGGUAUCUAGUCCCACAGUACCUACUCCCACAAGUCCCACAGUAUCUAGUCCCAUGUUAUCUAUUCCCACAGUACCUAGUCCCACAGCCAUAUGA
Molecule: messenger RNA, 171 nt
Organism: Salvelinus namaycush (lake trout)
Lineage: Eukaryota; Metazoa; Chordata; Actinopteri; Salmoniformes; Salmonidae
Product: pEARLI1-like lipid transfer protein 3
Exons: 3
Coding region: 1-171 (56 amino acids)
Source: RefSeq, a predicted model, not a curated record